Molecule: messenger RNA, 720 nt
Organism: Hibiscus syriacus
Lineage: Eukaryota; Viridiplantae; Streptophyta; Magnoliopsida; Malvales; Malvaceae
Exons: 1
Coding region: 1-720 (239 amino acids)
Source: RefSeq, a predicted model, not a curated record
AUGAAUGUAUUAUCUAGCCUCCUUAAUUUAGCUGCUGAGAAGAGAGUGUUCAACUUCCAUCCUAAAUGCAGGAAAGUCGGCCUCACUCACCUUUGCUUCGCAUAUGAUUUGCUUAUAUUCUGCAAAGGUUCUCUUGAGUCUGUAAUUAGUGUUCACGUUGUUCUAGAGCUUUUCUAUACCAUGUCUGGGUUAAAACUUAACGCUAGUAAAUGUGAAAUGUUCCAUGCUGGUGUUCGUAUAGACCAAUGUGCUGCCAUUCAGGAUUUGACAGGAUUUAAGCUGGGCAGCCUCCCAGUUCGUUAUCUGGGUGUUCAAUUGGUUACCAAGAAGCUCUCAGUGAAAGAUUGUCGUAGUUUAAUCGAUAAGAUUCGGGCAAAGUUGAACUCGUGGGCCAACAAACACCUUAGCUUUGCUGGGAGAAUCCAACUUAUCAGAGCUGUUCUUUUCAGCAUGGCAAGUUUCUGGUGUAGGCAGCUCAUUCUGCCCAAGAAGGUUAUUCUUUCCAUCGAGCAAUUAUGCUCCAGAUUCUUCUGGAAAGGAUCCGACGUGCCUGCUAAAGGCGCUCGUAUCAGUUGGAAGAAGAUCUGUGCUGCUAAAGCUGAAGGAGGCUUGGGGGUUCAAGCUAUGGGGAAUGGAAUAAAGCUUGCGCCGUUUUUCUUAUCAAGAAACUUUUGGCUAAUGAAGGCUCUCUUUGGGUGGCCUGGAUACAUGCCUACGUGA